AGCCUGGCUCAUUAUACUGCCUUUAGAAGUUAAAUUGACCUGUAUUUUCACGUUCAUCGAAAAAUCUACCCGGCAUUUAAACUUGGGGUACAUUGUGCAAGGACGGAAGGAUAUAGAUUUUUCAUUUCCAAACUUCCCACUGGCGUUUUUUACGGGUUCUGUAUAUUAGGAGUCGUCGAUUAGAUACUUUUUACGUCGACGCCUUCAUUGUUUUAGUAGACAUGCAUUGAGGGAUAGAAAUAGCAGUCCAGGAUGAAGACUGCAAUACUUCAGGGGAACACGUGAGAGAACAAACUACAGCCAGCAGAAUGACUGAAAUCCCAGCGUAUCUUUUGGGGCGUUCACGCCGCCUUCACCAGGCAGAACACAAUACUGAGCUGACUCUGGCAAACGAAAAUUCCGGGGGAGGGUCCACGGAAGAUGGCGACUUUAAACAACUCAGAAAAGUCCGAGAGAAGCGACGGAAGGAAAGACAACUGGAAAAAGAUGAGAAUUUGGAAAUUCAGCCUGAGUUGAUAAUGUCCGAGGUGCGACACAACAAAAAAUCGCAUAAUUCAAACGGACCUCGACCAAUUUCUGCAAGUAGACAAAAGAAAUUCGAGGAUCUCCGAAAAAAAAUGUUCAAAUCCGUCAAAGAAGACGAUAAUGAUUCUCUGGUUAGUUGCAUAGAGGAAGUCAAUAGGCUAAUACCAUUCUCAGAUGCGGUAAUGACAAAUCCAAAAAAUAACGAGAAUGUGCUGAAUUACGCCCUUUCAAAGAAGUUAUUUGAAAAAGCUAGUCUAAUCAUCGAUAGAGGGGACGAAACUCUGCUACAGAAUGCUUUUUCGGUUGGUUCUACAACGAAAACUGCUUUACUCCAAGUCACCGAGACCAGUCAGAUUGACCUUGCCAAAAAGAUCCUUUCUCGUCUGAAAGAUGCCAAGAAAGCCAUGACAGCAAACACUAAAAUCGAGAUGACUGACCAACGUCCCCGAGAAUUCUCCUGUCUUCAUCUAGCUGCAUUUUAUGGCUAUACAGAACUUGUCAAGUUUUACUUGGAAUAUGGCCAGAAAUAUGGAAUUUCAGUGGAUUUCCCCAAUAAGAAGAAGGAUACAGCAUUAUUGUGGGCAACGAAAUGCGGGCAUAUAAAUACAGUAUCUUUUCUUUUGGAACAGGGCGCAGAUCCCAAUAAGGGGAAUGACAAAGGAUCCACGGCAUUUUAUUGGGCUAUUCGCUACGAACACACAGACAUUGUAAAACUACUUUUGAACAACAGACACAAGAAGGUGGACAUUCACAAAGAACGAAAGUUAGGACUUGUCGCUCCAAUUGUUCUUGCUUCAGCUUAUGGUAACAUUGAAAUAGUCAAAAUGCUCUUGAAACAUGGUGCCAAUAAGGAUCACGUGAUACCAGGAAGUCAGACACCGCUUCAUCUUGCCUGCAAAGAGGGUCAUGUUAAAGUAGUAGUAGAGCUACUCAAGUAUAAAGCGGACUUUCGUUUUCAAGAUGAUAAAGGAGAUUGUGCAAUUUUACUUGCUGCACGAUACGGUAAUGCAGAUAUAGUACGCAUCCUGUUGGAUCUUGAAGAUGACCCUGCUCGCCGGAAUAACUUGGGACAGGACACUUGGUACUACGCAAUUAAUAGCAAGGACUUAUCUUUGCUAAAGGUGCUUAUGGAAUAUGGAAGUCGUUCAUCCUCAGAAUUACGAGUGUCCAGGGAUCCCCUCGGACGUCCUCACUUUUUCACUGCAGCAGGUCAUGGUCACAUUGAAAAGAUAAAAUACUUGUUUAAAUCAGGCCAUGACCCAAAUGAUCGUGAUAGUGAUGGCAACACUUUUCUUCAUCAUGCCGUUUCAUUUAACCAAAUCGAGGUUAUUAAAACUUUUCACAAGUAUAUUCCAGUGGAUACACAGAAUGAUAAGGGAGAAACUUGUCUCCACAUUUCUGUUAAUGCUGGGUUUGUCCCGUGUACUCAAGCGCUCCUUGAAGUCAACGCCAGCACAAAUGUUCCAAAUGCACGAGGAGAAAAUAUAUUGCAUAUUGCUGCAAUGUCCAAGCACACAACACCAGAAGUCGCUAAAAUGUUGGUGGAUCACACAAUAAAGACCCACGAUUGGGAAAGUUUGAACGCAGUUGAUAAAUUUGGAAACAACGCGCUACACAUCGCAGCUAAGUUUGCUAAACCCGAUGUUCUCUGGGAAUUUCGCUAUCUGAGAUUUAAGGAUCUAGAUGAAGAUGGAAACACACCUUUGCACGAGGCAGUCCGAAAGGGGGAAGAUUCCGAAGGCCUUGAAACUAUGCUGGACAUUUUCGAAGUCAUGGAUCGUGACGGAAAUGUCAACGAACCAAAUAACAAUAAAGAGACCGUUCUUCAUUUGGCUGCAUUGGAGGGAUACCACAACACUAUUCGGCGUCUGUGUUAUCUGAGAGCUGAUCUGGAUGCACAAGAUAAGGGUGGAAAUACAGUGCUUCACAAAUUGAUAUACGCAAUGGCAAAUGACCCAGUUCACUGUAACCGCUAUUUGAAGUCGUAUGAAACAAUUUUUGACGAAUGCGCCCGUUGGUGGAUGAGAAAAAAAAGUUACAAGGUUUCAGAUACUGGAAAAAACAAUAUGACCCGUUUCAGACGUCAAGCGAUGGUUUAUCUGAUGACAUCAAUGAAGAACAAUAUGAACUUUUCGCCUUUCACUUUAGCAUGCAAACUGGGAAUCCAUGAAAUUCUUUCCCGUUACUUGAUGACGGAAAACCUCACUGUUUUCCACGAAGGUGACAAUGUUUUAUUUGAUGUUACAAAUGUCAUGCCCAUGACUGCCCAGGAUCUGUCACAGAAAUACUUCUCUGUUAACUCGACUGGGAAAAUCAAAUCUGAACUAUCAGGAUUAGAAAUUCUAAUGAGGGGAACAAACAAGGAAAGGGCGACACGAAUUUUAGAUAUUCCAUCAAUGAAAGAAGUGGAGAAAAUAUACAACGUACUAAACGCACUGACUUUCUCAGUUUUAACUGUGUUACACAUCUUGUACAUGGGUCUUUUCAGUUAUGCAGGGUUGGAACUAUCGAAGGAAUUUCGUGAAAACCCGAUCAAUAUCACGACAGACAACGCAGUGUAUAUUCUUGCAUACACAGUGGUACCGAUGGAGCCGCUCAUAUUCCUGCUGUAUUUUCUUUUGACGGUCAUUGCCACAUUCAAAAGCGGGGAUUUUUCUCGUCCGGUGUCGCGUGUGCUGCCCUUUAUCUUUUAUCUAACUUUUUCCUGUUUGGUAAUCGCUUGGUUGGUGCUUAUUACAACCCAAGAACGUUACCAGGACUACAUUUUGGCUAUAUGCCUCUGUUUGGGGUGGGUAUACACAAUCAAUUUCACUCGUGGCUUCAAAGCUAUCAGCUAUUUUUGGAGAAUGAUUCUCAACAUGAUUGUAAGCGAUGUCCGAAGGUUCCUAAUAGUCUAUGCCUGCGUCCUUUUGGCGUUUGCUUUCGCUCUCCAUGCUAUUUUCCAGAUAUCUUCCACAAUUGCAAGUACAUAUCCAACGAUGGCUGAUACCAUAUUCCUGGUUUUCAAUGUCAUGGUAGGGAUGGGUGAAAUUUUUGAUGAUAAUUUUGAGACGGGUAUGGGUGACGUCGGUCGAACGACAUGGUUUGCCAAAGCUGUCUAUGUUAUUUAUUUGGUGUUGGCAACCAUUGUGCUGCUAAAUAUGCUCAUUGCAAUGAUGAAUGACUCAUAUUCUCAAACGCUUGCUGUUCAGAAAUACCAUUGGCGGGUGGACUCAGUACAAAUAGGCGUGAAUAUAGAGAGGCUAUUACCAUGGCUACCAAAAAUGUUUUCUAAAAUCCAACAUCGAAGUAUUCCAGGGGAAGGUGAAGAUUAUGGGGUUAAGAAAUAUUACAUAGUGCUCACUGCAGAACAGUUUGAAGACAAAUAUGGCCAAACAUUUGAUAUUGAAGGUGAACAAAAUAAGGAUCAGCUUCGGGAAAAUUUUGUAAAGGUUAACAGAAGAAUGGAUGAGACCGAUCAACAGCUCAACACUAUUAGAAACAAACUGGAGGAAUUGGUGUCAUUGAUAGAACAAAAGAGUCAAAACUAGCUAAUUAAUAAAAAAAAAAGUAUUGAAUUUAUCCGAAUGGAACUUAUAGGGAAAUUAUUCAUGUAUCGUAUUUUUUUCAAUCUUUCUCUCUUAUGUAGUAUUUAUAUUUGUAAUUUUAAUUUAUAGAUUCUUUUGAUAUUACACUGUUUAUUAUGUAUGGUAAUUUGCAGAUGCAGAUCACGUGAACAGCUUGAUGCCACACUAAACUACAAUGUAAUAUUUCCUGUUCCAUUUAGAACAACUAUCUGUGAUAUGUAAUAAUUGAUAGUAUGUGAUAUUAUUAUGCAAUAUAUAUUUUUAUAAGGGUUUUUAUUCGGAGAAUUUUGCUCCUGAAUUUAUACCUUUUAACUAGUUUUGUUGUCCAACAUGUGCGAUAAGCAUUACUUUGAAGCAAAUAUCAAAACAAAGGGGCGCACCGAAGAAUCGAAAGUAGAAUAAUUCUCUCGACAUAAGCGAUGGCAGUUUCUGGAUUUUUUCCUUAUCUCAUAAACUAAAGAGUUCCAAUACAAAUCUUGACACAAGAAGAGAACAAAAUUAGUAAUGCAUGUAUGUAGAUGCGAAUAUUUUCAUUUCAGAAGUUUGUCCAUGUGUAACAUUGCAAUGAACCAUACUAGAGGGAGUUCAGUUUUAAUUAACAAAUAAUAUAUUUAGAGUUGUUUCUAGGAUAAUAUGUCAGAACUUAAUGUUUAUGAGAAGACGAUAUCUUGUAAAGUAUUCUGAUGCAAUUGUUUUAUUAUGAUGUUAAAUAAUAUCACUUUUAAAACAG
Molecule: messenger RNA, 4821 nt
Organism: Ostrea edulis (European flat oyster)
Lineage: Eukaryota; Metazoa; Mollusca; Bivalvia; Ostreida; Ostreidae
Product: ankyrin-2-like
Exons: 4
Coding region: 309-4055 (1248 amino acids)
Biological process (GO): monoatomic ion transport; transmembrane transport
Cellular component (GO): membrane
Molecular function (GO): monoatomic ion channel activity; protein binding
Source: RefSeq, a predicted model, not a curated record